AUGUCUUCAAGUGUUCGCAGGACUCGUGUUUUUGGAAGAUCCAGAGAAGGAAACAGGAGCGUUGGACAAAUCAACAUAUUUCUGCCUCUCCUCGCCCUGACUCGAGCCAUGGAGGGAAAUUCUUCGUGUUUAAGAAUAGCCGUUGCAGAUGAUCGGCUGUUCUUAAUCGUGAGCAGAGGACCGCCUUACAAAAUCAGUGGCGUUCUGGUGGAAAUCAUGGCAAUCGUCGCUGAGUACAUGGGUGUCUGCUACGAGUGGGUCGUACCUAAUGACGGCCUCUACGGCUACAUGCUCCCCAACGGCACUUGGACAGGCAUGCUUGGCCUUGUGAACAGGUCGGAAGCUGACAUGGCGGGGAUCAUCUCAAUUACGUCACGAUACAAACAGGCGGUUGACGUGAGUGAGCCUCUCUAUAUGGACGAGUUCAGCGUCAUGCACAAGAGGCCGGUUCUGCAGUCGGACAUUUUGGGAUUCUACAAGCCGUUCACGCAGACGGUGAGGGACGUUGGCGGCGGUGAAGAGCACUUGGGUCUGAUGUGGGUGACGCUGCUGCUGUGCGUCCUGGCGGCGACGGCGGUCUCGGCGGCCGUCCUCUACUCGGAAUCCGCCCUGACGCGGCCGCGGCGCAAGCAAGACGAAAGACGAAGCAGCUUCCUCUCUGCCUGCGCGAAGUCCAUCCACUGGAAUUUUUCGCAUCUGCUGAGUCAAGCCGUGCACUGGGAACCUCAAGGCAACCCCGGCCGCGUCAUAUCAGGGCUCUGGCUAAUCUCCGCCCUGAUCCUCACUACCGUCUACCGCUCGAACCUCAAGGCCAUGCUCAUUAUGCCCCGGAUUGCCCUGCCCUUCGACAGCCUGAAGGAGUUGUCGGAGUCGGAUAUUGUCAUGUACGUGACCAAAGGGAACUACUUCCAUGACUAUGUGAUGGCAAGUGAUCUUUCGAUAUCAAACGAAAGAAAAUCCUUCUAA
Messenger RNA from Penaeus chinensis, 966 nucleotides. Its product is annotated as glutamate receptor-like. Gene Ontology annotation, molecular function: glutamate-gated receptor activity. Bases 1 to 966 code for a protein of 321 amino acids. NCBI's taxonomy places the organism in Eukaryota, Metazoa, Arthropoda, Malacostraca, Decapoda, Penaeidae. The transcript is spliced from 9 exons. Gene Ontology annotation, cellular component: membrane. The record is from RefSeq and is a predicted model, not a curated record.